Messenger RNA from Anopheles merus, 1283 nucleotides. Its product is annotated as G kinase-anchoring protein 1-like. NCBI's taxonomy places the organism in Eukaryota, Metazoa, Arthropoda, Insecta, Diptera, Culicidae. Gene Ontology annotation, biological process: signal transduction. Bases 93 to 1070 code for a protein of 325 amino acids. The record is from RefSeq and is a predicted model, not a curated record. The transcript is spliced from 2 exons. Gene Ontology annotation, cellular component: Golgi apparatus.
UCGUAAUAAACAAACAAACCCGCCCGCAGGGAUAUUGUUUUCCACAAUUUUCAUCGUUUUUUCAUUAUUUCUAAAGAUAGUGUGGAAUCGCAAUGUUUACGGUUGUUCCCUCGAGAUUUUCGGGUCUAAAAAUCGAAGACGACGAUGAUGGAUUUCGAAAACCAAAGCAAAAAUCUAGAUCCAAUGCAAACUCCAAGCCCAAGACGACGACGACCACUACGCCGCCCGUGAAAACAGCUGCAGCUCCUCCACCACAAUCUCAACCGCAAGCAAAGAAACCUAAACCAAAAUCACAGAAAAACAAAAACUCCAGCGACGCAGUACAGAAGGAGCAGUGGUCCAAAUGGCAGGAAAAGGAUACGGAGCUGGUGGAGAAAUCGUACAUGAAUGAUCUGGAACAGGCACUGCUGCUAUCGAAGCUCGAUUUCGAGGCCAACAAAACCAAGUACAAUCAGCAGGAAAAGGAAUCCAAGGCUGCGAAGGACAAGAAACCCAAAACACUGUCCCUGCAAGAGUUCCAAGAGAAGGUCAGCAAGGAGUUGAAUGAAAAGCAGCAGCAAAGAAAGCGCCAACAAGAGGAGGCAGAAUACAACCGCAACUACACCUUCUUCGAACAGAUCGAUCUCGAAACGAAGCAAAUCCUCAACAAAGAGCAGCUGAAAACGUUGCUGCAGCAAAACAAUGCCAAUUCUGCGAAAGCUAGGGAAUCGAAAGGCAAAACAGAUGACCUUCCGGCAGUCGAACAGCCUGCCAGUGAGUUGGAUUUGCUUAAAGAGGAAAAUGCCACCCUAAAGGAAGAGAUCACGGUUCUGCGCGAUCGGUACAAGAAGGUGGUGGCAAUGCUCAAGAAUGGAGAAAUGAAAGAGAAAACCGAACUGAUGAUAGAGAUUGAGAAGCUGCGCAAGGUGCAGGAGGACAUGACCGCCGAGAUGACCGCCCUGUACGGUCAGCUAGAGCAGGCCAAGUCCAGAACGAACCAGGAAUCGAAGGGCAAAGAAAAGCUAGCAAGUCGCCGCUCGGUACGGUUUGAUGCUGCUUCUGAAGUGCAGCCCGAAAGUGGCACCAAUUAGAACCAAUUCUCAUUCCAGCAUUAAACACUUUGAGUGCAGUAUUGAAGCACAUUUCCCAGACGAUCUCAUUUCUCAACGUAAUGGCUGUAGAUAUAAGAAUCUAAAUUGACAGAGUGUUUCAGUAGCAUAAAUUUCGUUCCAAUAGCUUUAGUACAUUGCAUUACAUUGUCUUUUUUCCAGGGAAAGUAAAUAAAACGAAACGAAUGAAAAGCA